Triticum turgidum subsp. durum (durum wheat) is the source of this 825-nucleotide messenger RNA. The record is from the annotation of a GenBank genome assembly. NCBI's taxonomy places the organism in Eukaryota, Viridiplantae, Streptophyta, Magnoliopsida, Poales, Poaceae.
AUGGAGGUCUGGAUCCUAGGUCUAGUAGUGUGUGAGUGUCUUUCUCUGGCAAAUAAAGUGGAGCUGCGUUUUGGAUCUUGUCUAGGUGGUUGUUCAACUCUCCCCUGGGGCCACGCUGGUGGCGAAAAGGCGGAGGCAAGGAUGAUCCCUGGCAGCGGAUCCUUCGGCGGCUUCCCUCAGCCGGAUCCAUGGCGAAGCUUAGGCCCGUCCGGUUUCGUCCCCACUUCUCCCCCCUUUUCUUGCUGUAAUAAAUUCCAAUAUGGUGCGCCAGAUGCUCUUCUUCCUCGAUCUGUUCUUACCACCAUGGUUGUGGGAAGAGAGAUAGAGCAGCAGGAGAUGUACAUGCCUACCACUUGCAGGAGGCCUCGUUGCUACCUUCCUCCACUUGAUGCCGCCAAGGUGGUGGAUGAAGAGGGGUGGGGAAGCACUGAGCUGAAGAUUGAUGGUCGGGUUCGAGCUCAUCAGCAGAGGAUUCUAUGGUGGAGCUACGGCGCCUGCAGUCGGCUGCCGGUGUUCAUCGACCCUCUGCUUCUUCUGGUCGAAGGGCGGCCAACCCCUUUCCUCCUGGCUUGCAUGCCUUAUGGGAGGCAGUUCCAGUUUUCGUUCAGAGGCUAUGGGAUGCACGUGCUGCACCCAUGGCGAUCUCGUCGCCCCAAGUGGUUCGUCCCCGGCGACGGCGAGGUUCAAUCUGAGCAAAGGCUGCCAAGGACCCGAUUGCGUUUUAAUCUUUCAGCUAGGGGUUCUCCAUGCAAAAGUCUGGGACUUUGUUGUAAUCUUUCUUUUUCUUUCGGUCCUGAUGUAAAGUGUGCUUUGAAGCUUAUCUAA